AUGGAAGAUGAAUACAAAGAACAGGUAAUUCAAAGUCGGGUAAGAGUACUAUAAAGUAAAAAAAAGACUAAAAAGGGAUAGAGCUCGAGUACGGGGUGAGAGAAGCGCCAAAGAAGGCUUGAGCAGUAAGGCUAAGGUAAGAGUCAAGACUAGGAUAAGACCUAAACUUAGAUAAUGGUUAGGUUUAGACACUUUUAAGGUGCGAUUAGGGUAGAAUAAUAGAAUAUAAUAUUGUAAGUACAUGGCAGUGAUAGAUCAAAGAUACAUUAUAGUUUUUAUAAUGCGUUACCUUGGUAGAGUACAGUUUAAAAAAACAUUAUUAUACUACAAGUUUUACAUUAUAGGCCAAAAACCCUUUUUAUCCAAAAGGUAACGUUUUGACACAACAACAACUUCAGUUCUACAACGAAAACGGGUAUUUGCUGAUUAAAAAUGUGUUAUCAAAACAAGAGUUACAAAAAUACCGUAACCGCUUUCAAGAUGUGUGUAAUAAUCCUAAGAUACUGCCAAUAGAAACAUUGUUGAUGAAGGAUAUAUCUACAGCCAAAAAGACAAAAGAACUUAAUGAAGGUACUAUUUUGAGGUUACAAGACUUUAACAAUGAUCCAGUACUCUUUCAAUAUUGUCAACAUCCUGUGGUAAGGUUUUGAAUUCAUUUUUGUUGGCUUUAUAUAGUAUACUAUUCUACGUACUAUCGUAAUUACAUUUAGUAUUCUAUUUACUAUUGUAAUCACAAUAUCUUGAUUGGCAUGCUAGUUUAACAUAAUCUUGUUUAGAUUUUAGAUGUAGUCCAAGACUUGAUAGGUAAGAAAGAAAAGUCCAAUUUUAUGGCAAUGCACACUAUGUUCAUUAACAAACCUCCUGAUGACAAAAAGAGUUUAUCUUCUAGGCAUCCUCCACAUCAAGACCAAUAUUUCUUUCCGUUUGGGUAAGGGCAAUUUAUGAUAGACUAAAAUAAAUUUCAGUGUUAUAGAGCAAAGCAGUAAAAUACCGGCUCUAAUUAAAGUUUUACGGGUUUGAGAGAUAUUUUGAUAGAAGAAAAAUAGAGUAAGAGUAUUUUAUUUCUACAGUAAAGAAAGACAAGGCUUAAUAGACUAUGAUCAAUAAGAGUACGUAAUAGUAGAGUUAGGUAAACUAAGAGUCGAUCGAUGUAAAAUAAGUUACAAAACUGUAGUAUAAGACGGAAUAAAAGAGCCAAAGUACUAAAAUCACUAUAGAGUAAGUUAAAGUAGAACAAGAUACCUGUAGACAAAAAACAAAGUUUGAUAGGUUGUUUUGGUAUCAAUUAGAGCACAGAAGGGAAGGGCAAGAUAUAAUUAAGCUGAACAUAAUAAAGGCAAGUACAGUAAAUUAUUUCCGAGUUGGAUAAGACAAAAUAAGAUAAAGUAGAGUACACUAAACUAUUGUAUGGUAAAAUCGUAUUGUAAGAGUAAGAGUAAGCAAAAAACAUUAGAGCAUUCUACCUUACCCCACCCUACUCUACCCUGCCGUACUCUACUCUACCCUAAUCUGUCUUAUCUUAAUUUACUUUACCUUAGCUUCUCUAGUUUUUACAUACUUUACUACUUUUAGCCCAGCCGACUACAUAACUUGUGCCUGGACAGCAAUUGACCAUUGUACUACAAAAAAUGGCACGUUAUUUGUCUACCCAGGUAGUCACAAACUCCACAGUCAACCUCAUGACUACCCAAAAUGGCAAAACGGAGUCAAUAAAGGCUUUCAACAAAUAGCGACUUUUGACACCAACAAUAACACAUCAGUUAACAUUGAAUGUGAACCAGGAGACACUUUGUUCUUUCAUCCAAACUUAGUACAUGGUGCUGGGCCAAACUCAAGUAGCAGUUUUCGAAAAACAAUAAGCUGUCAUUAUGCCAAUGCUGAUGAAUGUAGAUAUAUUGAUGUGUCUGGUACAUAUAGAGCAAAUGUAGAGAAAGAAGCGGUUGAAGUGUUCAAUUUGCGGUACAAAAGGCUUGGAAUUCCUUUGGCUAGAGAUUGGGGAGUGAGUUUUUUAAAAUUUUUGUUUAAUGGCUUGAUAUAAUCGCACUCCUAUUUUAGGCUUAAAUGGUAUUAUAUAACUUGAAGAAAAAUCUUUUUUUAGCACUUAUGGAGAAUGCGAACCCGACCAGUCAAUGCCAAAAGAGCGCAUCUUUAA
Molecule: messenger RNA, 2152 nt
Organism: Bursaphelenchus okinawaensis
Lineage: Eukaryota; Metazoa; Nematoda; Chromadorea; Rhabditida; Aphelenchoididae
Source: the annotation of a GenBank genome assembly